AUGAUCGUUCUCUCAUAUGGCUCUAGGCUUUGCCUCUGCCUCGGCCGCAUCCUAACCCUCGUCGUCUCCUCCCCCGAUGCUGCCCGGGAUGUCCUCCGCACCCACGAUCACAUCUGUGCCAACCGCUCCUCCACCACCGUCACCUGCAUCCUCCUCGAUGGUUGCAGCGACAUGGCCUUCGCCCCCUAUGGCGAUGAGUGGAGGCAACGCCGACAGAUAUGCACCCUCCACCUACUGAGCCCCAAGAUGGUACAGUCCUACGCUCUGGUUCACGAGCAGGAGGUGGCCACCAUGGUUGCCGCCAUCUGCUCCCGUGGAUCGGCAGCGGAGAUCGACAUGUCCCCCAUCCUGUUUGCCUUCUCCAACGACAUCUUGUGUCGGAUAGUCACGGGGAAGAAGUUCGAAGGGAAGAAAGGGUUGUUCUCGAAGCUCAUCUCAGAGAACUUGGUGCUGCUGGCCAAGAUUUAUCUCGGGGAUUACCUCCCGUGGCUCGGUUGGGUGGAUUGGUUGCUCGGCAAGGUGGCGCGAGUGAAGAAGAACCAUAAGAGGUGGGAUGAUCUGCUGGAUCAGGUUAUCAAGGAACAUGAAGAGCGAGUGUCGUCGCAUGAUGAGAAAGAUUUCGUAGAUGUUUUGAUCUCCCUUCAGAAGGAUCCCCGUGUUGGAAUCCAUCCUCACUCCGGAAGUCAUCAAGGCGCUUCUUCAGGUAGAUUAAUUCUUCCUCUGCUCAACUUCCACAGCAAAUAG
Zingiber officinale is the source of this 744-nucleotide messenger RNA. Its product is annotated as cytochrome P450 71A1-like. NCBI's taxonomy places the organism in Eukaryota, Viridiplantae, Streptophyta, Magnoliopsida, Zingiberales, Zingiberaceae. The transcript has a single exon. The record is from RefSeq and is a predicted model, not a curated record. Bases 1 to 744 code for a protein of 247 amino acids. Gene Ontology annotation, molecular function: oxidoreductase activity, acting on paired donors, with incorporation or reduction of molecular oxygen; monooxygenase activity; iron ion binding.